Messenger RNA from Ctenopharyngodon idella (grass carp), 5247 nucleotides. RefSeq names its product actin filament associated protein 1 (gene afap1). Gene Ontology annotation, molecular function: SH3 domain binding; SH2 domain binding. NCBI's taxonomy places the organism in Eukaryota, Metazoa, Chordata, Actinopteri, Cypriniformes, Xenocyprididae. The record is from RefSeq and is a predicted model, not a curated record. The transcript is spliced from 18 exons. Gene Ontology annotation, cellular component: cytosol. The coding region runs from base 401 to 2845 and encodes 814 amino acids.
UGUGGGGCUACAGGGCGGAGAAAAGAGGGAGAGGAAACUAAAUAGAAAGGAAGGAGGUCCCACUUUUCGCCGAGCACGACAUGGAGAGAAGGUGAAAGAUUUUCUUGUAAGCCUCCAAGCAGCUCCCUUUCGAAGGCGCAGCGGUUUGCUGUUCGCAUCGCGAUAAACAGAAAGUGAACAGACCUGCUCUGUGUCAGGAUCGAGGAGAAAGUCAGGGCAAGUUUUUAGAGGAAACGAGACAUUGCCUGGCGGCAGCGAGUGCAGUUCUGCUUGUUCACACAGAGAGAAAGCGGGGAAAACAGAGACGGCUCUGUUGCGCGGAUUUUAAUGAAAUACAGCAGCUGUCUGACACACGCCUGCAACCCCUACCUACUCGGAGUUAGAUGCGUUUGACUUUAAGAUGCGGAGCGACCCCAUACUGUUCGCCUCGAGGGCGAUGGAGGAGUUGUUGGCAGAGUUGCGGGUCUUUUUGGAGUUGUUAGACAGAGAGUAUUUAACUGCUGGAGUGAGAGAGAAGAAACAGCAAAUAUUAAACAUCCUGCACAGAGUUCUAGCCACUAGAGAGCCUUCAUGUAAGACAGAGAUACACACCUCUCUCCCAGCCCCUCCUCAGAUGCCCCUUCCAGAGAUUCCUCACCCCUGGAUGCCUCCAGACAAUGGGCCUCCUCCCUUGCCGAGCUCCUCUCUUCCUGAAGGUUAUUAUGAAGAAGCUGUUCCGCUAGGCCCUGGGAAAGCACCAGAGUACAUCACCUCUAAUUAUGACUCAGAUGCUAUGAGCAGUUCAUAUGAGUCAUAUGAUGAGGAAGAGGAGGAUGGGAAAGGGCAGAAGAUGCGUCACCAGUGGCCAUCUGAGGAGGCCUCCAUGGACCUGGUGAAAGAUGCGCGAAUCUGUGCCUUCCUGUUGCGAAAGAAACGUUUUGGACAGUGGACCAAACUGCUCUGUGUCAUAAAGGACAACAAACUGUUGUGCUAUAAGUCGUCUAAAGACCAGACUCCACAGAUGGAGCUCCUCCUUUCUGGCUGCAGUAUCACACACAUUCCCAAAGACGGCAAGAAAAAGAAGCAUGAACUGAAGAUCGUCCAUCAGGGAGCUGAUGCUCUGGUGCUUGCUGUACAGAGCAAAGAACAGGCCGAAGAGUGGCUAAAGGUGAUGAAGGAAGUCUGCUCCAAUGGAAAUGGAGUGGUGGACUGUGACGGUGCUGGCUCUGGUUCCCCUAUUCACAAAGCAGAGCUGGAAAAGAAGCUGUCCUGCGAUCGACCCAGUUCAGAUGGAGAGCCCUGCCAUGAAAAUGGCAUCUCAGAUGGCAAAGAUCCAGCCAAAGGCAAGAAGAACUCUAAAUCAGAGCAGAAAGGCACUGUGGGACGUGUGACUGGAAAGAAGAUCACUAAAAUCAUAAGCCUGGGCAAGAAGAAACCAUCUACAGAUGAACAGACCUCAUCAGCGGAGGAGGAUGUCCCAACAUGUGGCUAUCUGAACGUGCUGUCCAAUAACCGCUGGAGAGAGCGCUGGUGCCAGCUAAAAGACAACCAGCUGUUGCUGCACAAAGACCGGGCAGAUCUGAAGACACACAUGGCCUCUCUGCCGCUGCGGGGGUGUGAGGUCAUUCCAGGGCUGGACUCCAAACAUCCCUUCGCCUUCCGUCUGCUGCGCAAUGGACAGGAGGUGGCUGUUCUGGAGGCCUCAUCCUCUGAGAGUAUGGGAAGGUGGUUGGGGGUCUUGCUGGCCGAAACGGGCUCCACGACAGAUCCUGCUGCAUUGCACUACGAUUACAUUGACGUAGAGACCACUGCUAAUGUAAUUCAACUGGCCAAGCAGUCAUUUUGCUUCACCAGUAAGCGUGCAGUUUCUCCAAACCCAUACCUGGAUAACCCAGUCAAUGGUUAUGCCUGCCCCACAGGGGUCGCUCUGCAUUAUGAUGAUGUGCCCUGCAUCAAUGGAUCGGUACCAGAUGCGCACUACUCCACCCCAGCUUCAGGGGACUGUCGUUGGAAAGAAGAGUCUCAUUAUGAGAAUACAGAUCUUUAUGAAAACAUGCCCUCCCCCAAACUAGCAGCACGCUACUCUCCCAAAUCCAUCCGCCCCUCAUCUUCCACAGGGCAUUACAACACACCGCUCUCCACCAAAUCUCUGUCCUCUUCCUCCUCUCCCUCAGCUGCUAAUACUAACACUAACCAGCUGAAAGGAAAGAAAGGCCUGACCACCAAUGGGUUCGCUGCAAAGCAGAAGUUGGACAAGAACCAGCCCAAAAAGGCCAAUGGAAUUAGCAGCACUCUAUCAGUGAAACGCAACAACUCUAGUGUGGAUCAGUAUAAGUACGGGAAAAACAGAGUAGAGGCAGAUGCCAAGAAACUGCAAGCGAAAGAGGAGGAGCUGAUGAAGAGGAAGCAGGAAAUUCGAAACCGCCUGACCCAGCUGAAAAAAGACAGGAAGGACCUCCGCACUGCUAUAGAGAACACCACAGGCAAGCGUUCUCAGGCAACUUUGACAGAGAGACUUAAGAAAGUGGAGGAUGAAUGCAAACUGAAAGAGGAGGAACGAGUCAAUCUGGAGCUGGAACUGACAGAGGUGAAGGAGAGUCUGAAGAAAGCCCUGAAUGGAGGCGUCACCCUGGGCCUGACCAUUGAACCCAAAACUGGCAGCUCCAGCCCACAGUCUCCAGUGUUAAUGAGGCGAACGGUGGACAACUCACCCAUCUCCAGCUGUGACACCAGUGACACUGAGACCUGCUCUCUGCCAGUCAACAGUGCGUCUCUGCUGCGCCGCCAGACACAACAGAAAGCCUCACCUGUGCGAGGACACGUCCUCAGGAAAGCCAAGGAAUGGGAGAUGAAAUCUGGCACAUAAGUUCUUUUCCACCAACUUUUCACUUUCAUUGUAUCUAUUUAUUUAAUUUUGUCCAUUUAUGAGUGAUGUUGAAAUUGAAUUGACUGAACCAUAGACACAAUUUUCCAGAAUGAAUUCUGGAAGACCUUGACUGAGUCUGGUGCCCAGUGCUGUUUUCUCAUUAUAGCACUAUCACUGGACAAUGCUCUGACUAGAGCUAUUAAUUUACAUUUAUUAUUUUAAUUCAAAGCAACUUACAAAUUAGGAAAAACACAUAAAUGGGCCUACGGCAAGGGCACAAUGCCUGAUUUUAGUAGUAAACUAUAACAAUACAUAUACACUAAUUUUCAAAAUUUGGCGGUCAAUAAGAUAUUUUUAAAGAAAUUUUCAGCAAGGAUGCAUUUAAUUAAUCAAAAGUAACUGUAAAGACAUUUAUAAUGUUACAAAAGAUUUCUAUAUCAAAUAAAUGCUGUUCCUUUGAAAUUUCUGUUCAUCAAAGAAUCCUGAAAAUACAAAUGCAUCAUGGUUUCCACAAAAUCAUUAAGGAGCACUACUGUUUUCAAGUUUGAUAAUAAUAAAAAGCUGACAAUUCAGCUUUGCCAUCACUGGAAUAAAUUACAAUUUAAAAUAUAUUAAAACAUUUAUUUUAAAUUGUAAUAACAUUUCACAUUAUUACUGUUUUUACUGUAUUUUGAAUCAAAUAAUUGCAGCCCUGCACUGUAAAAAAGAAUCGCUAGUUUAACUUAAAAAAGUAAGUUAUCUGGUUGCCUUAAAUUUUUGAGUUCAUAGAAAUUAAAAAUUUGAGUUAAUACAGUGAAGGUGAUUGGUUUAAUCCACAGAAACUCAAAAUAUUAUGUUAUCUGAACCACAUUAAUUAAGUUGAUUUGACAAAAGAAAAAAAUGUUGUGAUAAAUCAUGAAAAUAAUUUUUUCAGUGUGGUGAGCAUAAGAGGGUGUCAGUAGAGGAAAGUAAUUUUAUUAUGAUUUGUUAACAUCACAAAUGCAGAACAUCUUUUUAGUUAUUAUGGUCCAUAACUAACAAUCUAAAUAUUAUGCACGCAAAGCUCACUGGUCUCACUUAAAAGUCUAUAAAAGUCUGUUUCUUUCUUCAACAAGAAAUCAUUAAUGGAAGACAAGAUCUCCAAGUAUUUAUUUGUAAAUGUUUAAGUAAAUAUAAGCCUUUCUGUGUUUGUCUGUUGAUGUUUAGUAAUGCCUUUUAUUUGGCUUCACACUAGUUGUAGAGAGCAGCUUCAGGAUAUAUGUCUUAAGAUAAAUGUAAAUUACAGAACGUGAUCAUUCAAAGCUUGUUCUUUACAGAAAAAGUGUAAUCUGUAUGAAAGUAUUUUACCAGCGUCGUCUCCUCCUCGGUGUCUGGCCCAUUAUUUUCAAUCCAGUGGUCUGGCCAAACUUUUGGCUAUGUUAACAGCAGCCCAUGGGGAACAGGGCAGCUCAGGCCAGGGUGUGGUCCUCUGUUGGCUGACUGCUCUGGAAACUGGGUCUGAAAGUACAGCUCUUCCCCAUCCACUGCACUGAAACUGCAAUGCGUCAUACACUGACAGUUAUACAUGCACUGUAUGCUAACACAAAGAAGCGUGCAUAUGUGAAGUUUCAUUAUAGUUUGCAGUUGUUAUCUGUUUGCUUUCAAAAACCAACUGUUUGGUUGAACAAAAGUAUGUUUUUUGCAGAAGAUUUCAGGCUGUAGCAUCCUGCUUUGUUUUGACCACUCUAAGUGCAGCCACCUGACAUACUGAAAAUGGUGCUUUUAAGCAAUGCUUAAACCGUUAACUCCUCCUAAUUCAGCCAGAUCAUGGAGUCUUGGUGCUUAAUUUAGAUAUUAAUGAGAUAUUAAUGUUCAAGGCACAUUUAUAACUCUUUGUUUAUUGUGCAGUAAAGUUCAGCAUUUGAUUUGAGGCUACACAUUUUCUACAACAACACUACACGCAGGGUCCUGUGUAAAUAUAAUUCUACUUUUUUUCUACUUGGGCCCAUAGAUCUUUAGAGCUUUUCUUUGUCCAGUCAUUUUGUAAAAGUCAGCACUGGAUGAAACCUUGGUAUCACUAUAUUCAUAAAGGAGAAAUCUCUUGGAAGUUAUCGUUAUCUCCAGCUCACCAAAGUAGAUGAGAUGCUUCAGUCUUUCUGCACAACUGCUUAUUCUUUGGUCAGAGUGAUUUACUGAUUUGACACAGUAAAACUGUAAACCCUUUAGGUUAAGUCAGCUUUCAGCCUCACUUUGCAGAAAUAAAGGAAUGUGGAAUGUGAACAAUUUUGCUUUAAAUGUCAUUUUGCUUUGAGGGAGGGAGCAAAGACUCAAUUGUUUGUUUUGCACCUUAUGUAUUACUCAGUUUUAUUUUGCUGAUGACUGUUUGUCAACUUGACAACAAAAAUACUGUACAUAGAAAUAAUUAAACUGCUUUUAAAAAUGUG